This is a messenger RNA of Miscanthus lutarioriparius, 801 nucleotides long. The record is from the annotation of a GenBank genome assembly. Lineage: Eukaryota; Viridiplantae; Streptophyta; Magnoliopsida; Poales; Poaceae.
AUGGCGAGCUCGCACUGCUGGGAGAGCCCGCCGGGCGGAGUGGGUGAGGUCGUUGACGACUUCGGCGGGCUCAAGGCCUACGUCUCCGGCUCGGCGGAGUCCAAAGCUGCUCUCAUUCUCGUCUCCGACGUCUUCGGUAAUUACUUGCCUGAGUUAAAUUGCAAGAAUCGAAGUCUUGUACUUUCCAAGAUUCGCCUACAAGAAUCACCCGAACUAUUCCCCUUCAUUACAGGGUUUGAGGCGCCAAAGCUGAGGAAGAUAGCGGAUAACGUUGCUUUGUCAGGUUACUUGGUCGUAGUGCCAGAUUUCCUGCAUGGGGAUCCAUUCGACCCCAGCAAUCCCAAUAAUCGUGCAAUGUGGUUGCAGGCACAUUCUCCGCAAAAGGCAUUUGAAGAGGCAAAACCAGUAAUUGCUGCUCUAAAGGAGGAGGGAGUGGCGACCAUUGGGGCUGCAGGUUAUUGCUGGGGAGCAAAGGUCAUUGUCGAGCUGGCAAAAGUUCACGAGAUCCAGGCAGCUGUAUUGUUACACCCUUCUUUACUUACUGUUGAUGACAUUAAAGAGAUCAAAUGCCCCAUUUCUAUACUUGGAGCUGAAAUUGACAAAACAUCACCCCCAGAAUUGUUAAAGGAGUUUCAGCAGAUCCUGUCAGCAAACUCUGGGAUAGAUCACUUCGUCAAAAUUUUCCCUGGCGUAGCGCAUGGAUGGGCUGUGAGAUACAGUGACGAUGAUGUGGCUGCUGUCAGGAGUGCUGCGGAAGCUCUGCAUGACAUGACCCACUGGUUUAAUAAAUACCUGAAGUGA